This is a messenger RNA of Apis mellifera (honey bee), 2507 nucleotides long. RefSeq names its product kielin/chordin-like protein. The record is from RefSeq and is a predicted model, not a curated record. Bases 383 to 1108 code for a protein of 241 amino acids. NCBI's taxonomy places the organism in Eukaryota, Metazoa, Arthropoda, Insecta, Hymenoptera, Apidae. The transcript has 4 exons.
CGUGGUGCUCAGUCGGUUUCGAUCCUCGUACGAGGGAGGAUGUUGUCCGCUCGUUUGCCGGCGACGAAACGUCAAGCGAAGUUCGGUUAACGUUCCUCGCUUCUCCCGACAUCGGAAAUAUUAAUUGUUAUGGGACGAUAGGGGUACGUGUCGGAUCGUGUCGAUGAUAGUUGGACGUCGCGAGAAUCGAACGUGGUAACGUUAAACAUCGUUCGCAAAUGUUUAUUACGUGGUAAGAGGCAGUGCAAGGACCGAGAACACACAGGGGUUUUCUUCGCGAUUGUGCGACGUUUACACGUGCGUUCCUACGAUAUAUAUACGAUCAUCGAUCGAUUUGGCGAGUUGGUCUGUCGGCAGGGCUGCGGUUCGAAUCGAGUGAAAAAUGAGAACUACAUCGUUGCUCGCUCUCGUUGUCUGUCUGCAGUGCCACAUCACUGGUAUCAUAGCUGUUCCAGCAAAAACGACGGGGGAAGUUCUUCUCGGUGAGGUGGACGUAGCCGUGCAAGAAGAUGGAAGGAGUGAGAUAACCACGGAAGAAUCGUACCCGAAAAAAUGCAACGUCGAUGAGAAUACGUAUUCGCACGGGCAGACGAUACCGUCGUACGACCCGAACUCUCAUUGCAUGUGCGUCGCAGGCGAGGUGUAUUGUUGGUGGCAGAAUUACAAUCCGAGCACCGACCCUUCCGCCGGCCCCUCGUUCCUCCCGUCGACCACGAUAGAAAGUAAUUACACGCCGUCCCUGGAAGGAAGCACGGACGCCGUAGACAGUUUCGAAGCUUCCGGUGAUCCAGCUGAGGAGGCAUCGCUCGAGCAACAACAGGGAUACGGGGAGAUUAACGCGACCUAUUCCUCGACUACAUCGCAACCGGCCCCUACUACGUGUCUCGUCAUGGGAAGGGAGUAUCGCGAGGGCGAGUUGCUGCCUCACUCGACCGGGAACUGCAUCGAAUGCAGCUGCGGAUCCGAGGGCCGCGUCGAGUGCUCGCCGCGGGACUGUGUCGCCCUUCGACCCGAGAUACCAGUUGCACCGGGUGUACCGGACGCGGCGGACGGCGAUUUCGAAGUGUUCAACCUUGCGAGGGACCGAGGGAUCGACGAGAGCUUUUAAAGCACCCGAUCGACUAGCGCACGAUCGUCGCCUGUUCGAAAUGAAACGCGAGAUUCCUUUUUAGAUUCUUUAUUCCGGGAAUUGUCGAUCGAUAUGAAUUAUUUAAUUUUUAAAAUAUUUGUGAAGUAUGUUUUAAAAUUUAUCCCAACGUGAUAAUCGAAUAUUUGUUCCAUUUGACGAUACAAGCAAUAAUUUUUCUAAAGAGAGGGACAUAUCGUGUGUGUGUGUGUAUAUUUAACGUUGUAUUAAGAAGAAUGUAAAGAAUUAUAUACAAUUUCUUCCCACGAAUUUUAUUUUCGUAUCGAUCAACGAUAAUAAUUUAAUAACAAUCGAGUUCUCGACCGAAACAAUUUAUAGAAACAUUUGAAUAAAAUAUUCGAGAUGAAUACGAUUACACGGUUGAAAAAUCCGUGAGUAUUAAUUAGUUUAAUUUAUAUGUAUAUAUAUAUAUUCUUCUUAUCUUCUCUCGAGCUUCUUCCCUCCCUUUGUUCCGGAAUGAAAGAGUUUCCGGUCGAAAGGGAACUGGUGAAAAAAUCGAUUAUCGAUAAUGAAACAAAAGAAACGUUAAACGCUUUCUUUUCGACCGAUUAAUCGAGGCGUAAAUAUAAAGAGAGAGAGAGAGAGAGACAGUUGUUAAUUGGAAGGAAAAUUAUUAUCGAAUCGAUGAUUAAAAAAAAGAAAAAUGAUCCUGUCUCCACGUGGUGAUAAUUAUAAUUAGAUCAAAUUGUGGCCGAAUAACGUGUUUAUGUUUUAACGAUUCAGCAAGAUCGAUAACGGGGCACUAAUUAAGUCAGGGAUGCUCUUCUCACGAGCAAAGUGUAAUUUUAUUACCCUACGGGGUUUCCAAAUUUCCCAUUUUAUUACCCACGCGUUUCCAUUGGCGUGGGCCUAAUUUAUCGAAAGAUGGAUCUUGGCCACGAUCCAUCAUCUUCUAUCGAUUGAUUAUUUAAACGAAUUCUCUCGUGUAAGAUUAAUUAUUGUAUCAUUAGUGAUAUUAAGAUUAGUGAGAUUAGUUAUAUUAUUAGCUACGAUUUAUUCAUCAUAUUAAAAUUGUUAAACCGAUCCGUGGAGAAUUGUUCGAAAUAAUAAAUUUCCUAACCUCUCUUUUAUGGAUUGAAAUUAUUGGGAAUUUUUUCGAUAUUAUUAUCUUCCAAAUUGAUUAUUUAUCUUAUGGGAGAAGAAGGUAUAUUUGUUUAUGUAAUUUAUGUAAAAAUCAGCAGUCUAAUUAUUAGAGCGUAAAAGAGAAAAAGAGAAAUCUCGAAAGAAUGUUCCUCAGCGCCACCAAAAAUACCAAACGAUAGAUCGAUAAGAAUAUUAGAUUGUACUUCCACGCAAAUUUUCCAUUGUUUUGAACAAUUUAAUAAUUUUUCUUUCUAAUAAAAAAAAGUAUUUUCUUUCA